Molecule: messenger RNA, 1983 nt
Organism: Salvia miltiorrhiza (redroot sage)
Lineage: Eukaryota; Viridiplantae; Streptophyta; Magnoliopsida; Lamiales; Lamiaceae
Product: transcription factor SRM1
Exons: 3
Coding region: 1046-1867 (273 amino acids)
Molecular function (GO): DNA binding
Source: RefSeq, a predicted model, not a curated record
ACCUUUUCCAAUUUUCAACUAUUCAUUGUGCGAGCUUUGGUAAACUGUCAAAAGAUGGUUAUAAAGUAAAUAUCAGUUGAAAAGGUUGCGAUUCUUUCGAGUAUGUCUACCUUUUUCACAGAUUUGUACGCUUCUUCAUGUCUUUUUCUUGUGCUGUUAAAACGGGUGUUGGUAGGAAAUGGGAAUCAUUGAUUUUCGAUUCCUUCAUCAUUUUCUUCUUCUUUGUUAUUCAAAAAUGUUAAAUGGGAUUUUUUCGGAUUUGUUGAUUCUUCAACUCUAAAUAUGUGUUUGCCUUAAUCCUUCUUCUGCUUCACGUGUGCAAAGUUUUGAUCUUUAUGUGUGUUUCUCUCAUAAUUCGAGUGUCCAAAAAAAAUGACGGCUUCCCUUUCUAUGAGAGAGAGAGAGAGAGAGAGAGGUUGGACUGUAAAAGAUUGGUAUAAUUGAUAGUAUUUAAUAGUGGGCCUGUGCAGUGAAAAGAGGAGCUAUCAAAAUAUGGGGUGCUUGGCCAUUUGAAAUUUGUAGGGAUGAGUGAUGGCAAUUUGAGUGCUGUUUUUAUCCAUUUUAGACUUCUGGGGUUUCUUGUUUGGUACCAAGGUGGUCUCUUUCACACCUCACACACUGCCCUAAUUACUAUCACUAUUCAAUACAAACUCACCAAUUAAAACCUCCCCAUCUUUUUCUCUUCCUCACUCCGUUUCCAUAAUUGCAACUUAAGUAAAUGCUUUCGUUUUUAUGAUUUUCAGAUAUUUCUCAUGCUCUCCUAACCAAUAUUGCCUUUUCUUUUUUCCCUCAUCAAUAGGGGUCACCAUUUCACAGAAACACUCCAGUUCUUGAAUUGCAAAGCAGAAAAUUUCAUCAUUCAUCAUUUACUUCUCAAUCACCUUCCCUCCUCUGUUCUUGAUUACAAUAGAUUAGUUUAGAUCCCAGCUCCAAGAUUUAGCUUAUUUCUUGAUUGCCUUGCUGCUGAGUGGUGAAUUCUUUUCUUGAAAAGAGAAAAGAUUAAGUUUUUUAAGAUCAAGAAGUGAACUCGAACAAGCCUAGAUAGAUGCCUGCUGUUGAAUCAAGUAGCUCUGUGUGGAGUAGGGAGCAGGAUAAGCAGUUUGAGAAGGCAAUAGCUGCUUACCCUGAGAAUUCUUCAGAUAGAUGGGAGAAGAUUGCUGCUGAUGUUUGUGGGAAAUCAGUGGAGGAGAUUAAGCAUCACUAUCAACUCCUAGUUGAUGAUGUUAGCCGCAUAGAAUCCGGUUUUGUUGAGGUUCCUAGUUACAAUUCAUCUUCAGAUGGCUCAAACGGCCUUGCUGCUGAUGAUGGAGCUUCUAAAAAAGGCGGCAGCUUCGGCCAUUUGAACGGUGAUGCCAAGGCUUCCCGCUCCGAUCAGGAACGCCGCAAGGGGAUUGCUUGGACAGAGGAUGAACAUAGAUUGUUUCUCCUAGGUUUGGACAAAUAUGGAAAGGGUGACUGGAGGAGCAUUUCUCGUAAUUUCGUGGUGACGAGGACCCCCACGCAGGUGGCCAGCCACGCGCAGAAGUACUUCAUCCGCCUCAACUCCAUGAACAAGGACCGGAGGCGUUCCAGCAUCCACGACAUCACCAGCGUCGCCAAUGGGGAUGUCUCUGUGCCCCAAGGUCCGAUCACCGGCCAGACCAAUGGGGGACCGCCCGCCAAGCCCAACAAGCAAGUGGUGGGUUCAGCAGCUCAGGGAGUGACCAUGUACGGUGCACCAACCAUGGGGCAACCCCUAGGCGUCGUCUCAGCAGUCGGGACGCCAGUGAGCCUUCCUCCGCCGCCACACAUGGCCUAUGGAGUUGGGACCCCCGUCCCGAUGGUGCCUGGCGCCCCGAUGGCGUACCACGCCUCGGUUCACAGGUGAUUGAUGGUGGCGGUGCAGCUGGAGAUUAGGAUGGGGAAAAUAUUAACUAAUAUGGUUAUAUUGAGUCUAUGAAACUUUAUGCAUUAAUAAUGAGCUUUUGCAGAGAUCAUUCAACA